Messenger RNA from Galeopterus variegatus (Sunda flying lemur), 939 nucleotides. RefSeq names its product taste receptor type 2 member 7-like. The coding region runs from base 1 to 939 and encodes 312 amino acids. Gene Ontology annotation, cellular component: membrane. The transcript has a single exon. Gene Ontology annotation, biological process: detection of chemical stimulus involved in sensory perception of bitter taste; G protein-coupled receptor signaling pathway; sensory perception of taste. The record is from RefSeq and is a predicted model, not a curated record. Lineage: Eukaryota; Metazoa; Chordata; Mammalia; Dermoptera; Cynocephalidae. Gene Ontology annotation, molecular function: bitter taste receptor activity; G protein-coupled receptor activity.
AUGCCAGAUAAAUUGGAGAGUACUUUAAUGCUCAUAGCAGCUGGAGAGUUUUCAGUGGGGAUCUUAGGGAAUGCGUUCAUUGGGUUGGUAAACUGCAUGGACUGGGUCAAGAAUAAGAAGAUUUUCUCCAUUGAUUUAAUCCUCACAAGUCUGGCUAUAUCUAGAAUUUGUCUGUUAAGUAUAAUACUGUUAGAUUGUUUUAUAUUGGUGCUGUAUCCAGAUGUCUAUACCAGCGGUAAACAAAUGAGAAUCGUUGACUUCUUCUGGACACUAACCAACCACUUAAGUGUCUGGUUUGCCACCUGCCUCAGCAUUUUCUAUUUCCUCAAGAUAGCUAAGUUUUUCCACCCCCGUUUCCUCUGGAUGAAGUGGAAAAUUGACAGGGUGAUUCUCAGGAUUCUCCUUGGGUGCGUGGCACUGUCUGUGUUUAUUAGCCUUCCGUUCGCUGGGAAUUUGGAUGAUGAUUUCAGGCAUUGUGUCAAGAAAAAGUGGAAAACAAACUUAACUUGGAGAUGCAGAAUAAAUAAGACUCAAUAUUCUUCUACCAAGAUAUUUCUCAACCUGUUAACCCUGUUCCCCUUCUCUGUGUCCCUGAUCUCAUUCCUCCUCUUGAUCUUCUCCCUGUGGAGACACAUCAGGCAAAUGCAGCUGAAUGCCACAGGGUGCAGAGACCCCAGCACAGAGGCCCACGUGGGAGCCCUGAAAGCCGUCAUCUCCUUCCUCCUGCUUUUUGCUGCCUACCAUUUGGCCUUUCUCAUAGCCACCUCCAGCUACUUUAUGCCAGAGAGUGAAUUAGCUGUGAUUUUUGGUGAGUUGGUAGCUCUAAUCUGCCCCUCAAGCCAUUCGUUUAUCCUAAUACUGGGAAACAAUAAGUUAAGACAAGCAUCUCUAAGGGGGCUUUGGAAAGUAAAAUAUAUUCUAAAAAGAAGAAAAUUCUAA